AUGAAUUUACUUAAAACAGCUGCUGGUAAUGCUUCCAACUCAGUCAUACCAAAAUUAAAAUAUCCACUUAUAUUUUCCCAUGGUUUGUUUGGCUUUUCAAGUUUUCUUUUCCUUCAUUACUUUAAUAAUAUCGUUCAGCCAAUUAAGAGACAUACCAUUGCCGAAACCACUGUAGUUCAUCCCACCGAUUCAAUUAAGAAUAGAGCAGAAUCCAUGUAUUCUCAAAUUCAAGAAAUUAUGAAGAGACACAAUACCGAUAAGGUCCAUAUUAUUGCCCACAGUAUGGGUGGCUUGGAUGCAAGAUAUUUAAUUAACAAACUUGAUCAAGGUAGAAAUGUUUUAUCAUUGACAACACUUUCAACACCACACAGGGGGAGCUAUAUUGCAGAAUGGUCAAUUUUAAAUAUAACACAAAAACUUUAUAUAGAACAUCUCUUUAAGACCAUAGGUAUUCCAUUGGAGGCAUUGGAUAAUUUAACACCAGAGUUCCUUAAUAAUGAUUUUAAUAAAACCAUUUUGGACCAACCUCAUGUUCAAUAUACCAGCUAUGGUGCCUAUAAAGACUCAAUACAAAACUUUUUCACUCCAAUGCGUUAUUUCCACAAACUCCUAUUGGAAAAAGAAGGUAAAAAUGAUGGUUUGGUCAGUUUAAACUCCUCCAAAUGGGGUGAAUCCUUCAAAGUUAUUCACAAUUGCGAUCACAGGGACUUAAUUAAUUUAGGAUUUUCCGGUUAUAAUGCUUUCCCAAUUUAUGAAAAUAUUUGUAAAGAUAUUUACGACUUGGAACAACAAUUAUCAAUUAAAGAAAGAACAACAAAUUUACCACAUUCAACCUUUACUUUAAAUAACAAUUUUGACAAUACCUUUAAUAAUAAACAAUAA
Molecule: messenger RNA, 882 nt
Organism: Dictyostelium purpureum
Lineage: Eukaryota; Evosea; Eumycetozoa; Dictyosteliales; Dictyosteliaceae
Exons: 2
Coding region: 1-882 (293 amino acids)
Source: RefSeq, a predicted model, not a curated record